This is a messenger RNA of Paraglomus brasilianum, 3594 nucleotides long. The record is from the annotation of a GenBank genome assembly. Lineage: Eukaryota; Fungi; Glomeromycota; Glomeromycetes; Paraglomerales; Paraglomeraceae.
AUGACAGCACGCAACGCACAACUCGAGCGGUACGACGGCGGGGAAACCUUAGAAGGAAUCCCAACUCGCAAUGAUAUUGUGACUGAAUUCGAUAACGGGAUGACCGCUGUACUUCAACAAAGCCUAUCCGCCAAACAAUCCAUACAUUUCAUGCCUACGGAUGUGAGUGAUGAAGCUGAAUACAUAAAAGGUGUAUCUACUUACAUUUUGCGUAUUAGUGGUGCUUUAAUCAAUGGGCAAAAGGCAAUCGUGGAUAUUACAGGCAUCAAACCCUUCUUUGAUAUUGAAGUACCUGAGACCACAACUUACCCCUUGUCAGUAUUUAAGAGACGAUUGAUAAAUAUAUUGACUAACACCCUCAAAAACACAUCGAAAUUCGGGAUAGAGACUAUUAGUGCUUUUCCACUUCGAGGAUAUCAUACAGAAAGGAAAUCAUAUAUACGUGUUACUACUUGGAAUCAAUUUGAUCGAUAUAAUGCAUUAAAAGCGGUUCGUGAAGUUGGUAUUAGCACUGCUUCCGAUGACCUGAAUCCUACGUAUUACUAUCGCAAAGUAGCCCGUGAAAAAAGAUUACCUCUUUCAAGUUGGGCAGUGUUAAGUAACUAUUCAUAUAAAUAUAUCGGGGAUUCAUCACUAAAUACUUAUUCCUUCCAGGUAGCCGUAAACAAUUACAAUCCAAUAAACGAUGACGACUAUAACAAUCCGUUAAUUUCUUCAGCGCUUACAAGAGAUCGAACUCUCAUUCUCACAUGGGACAUAGAGACAUAUAGUUCGCUCGGACUAGGUAAUUUUCCUACUGAGCAGAGCAAUGAAUCUAACGUAUUUAUGAUCUGUAUGACAGUUCAUUGGAAAGACGACCCCGAACCACUAAAGCAAAUCUGUCUUGUCGAUGUUGAAACUGCGCCAGACCCGCGACGGACAACAAUUAUAUGCGAAUCUCAGACUAAUUUAUUAAAAGCAUUUGCCUUGUGUCGGAAACUCUUAGCCCCGGACAUUCAAAUAGGUUUUAACGAUUCACAAUAUGAUUGGAAAUUUAUUGUGGAAAAGGCGAAAAAAUUAGGGGUUCUCGAAUGGAUGUUCAAUCAAAUGUCAUUAAAGCCUUUAAGCCUCGAAAAAAUUACAAAAUGGCAAUACCAAUAUAACGCAAUAAAAGUUAAUGAUAGGAAUUUCUAUUCGAAACAUCUUAAAAUUCCUGGGUGCGUGGCAAUUGAUGUCCGACCAUGUUUUAUGAAAUUUUAUUCUAAGGCUGAAAAGAGUAGUUUAGCAUAUUACCUAAAGGAGUGUAAACUUGAUAACAAGCUAGAUAUGUCUUACCAUCGUAUGUUCAAGUAUUAUGGAAGGGCAUUAAAAGAAACUAACGUUACAACGGCUGAGCAGAUGCGCGAAGUAGCCGAUUAUUGUAUUAUCGAUGCUAUUAGCUGUCAACGGUUAAUGGUAGAGCGUAAUGCAAUUAAUGAGUACAGGGAGAUGGCAUCUGUAGCCUUCAUAUCAGUAUAUGAUUCACAUUAUUUUGCGGUAGGAAUGAAAGUGCGCAAUCUUUUAAGUGCUAGUGCAUGGCAGGAAGGGAUUUUGACCAGUACAAUUCCAUGUGAACAAACGGAAACACGAAAAUACCCUGGAGCCUAUGUUUUUCCACCGGUAAAAGGUCUCGAAAAUAGACGUCCUGUAACCGGCUUAGACUUUGCAUCAUUGUAUCCAAGUCUUAUCAUGACAUACAAUCUCUCACCCGAAAAAAUAAUUUUAUCUCGAAACCAUGCCGAAUCUCUAAAGGAAAGCGGUAAAAAGCUUCAUGAAAUUAACUUUAAAUUCAAUAAUCGGGAUGUUCUCGCAUGGUCUAUAGAACAUGGAAACCGAGCUGAAAUGAAAGGCCUUUAUCCAAAAGUAUUAGAAGAGUUGCUUAUUAGACGAAAUUUACUAAAAAAACGUCUUGCUCCAUUAAAGGAUAAAAAAGAAGAAUUAGAAAAUGAGAUUAGUUUGGCGAAAGCAAGAGGCAUGGUUGUUACAGAUGCUUUAAAAUCUGAAUACUCUUCAAUUGCCUUUAAUGUUGCUUGUCUAGACGCAAAACAGCUUGCUUUAAAAGUGUAUAUGAACACGUUUUACGGUGAAGCUGGGAAUAGUGGAUCUCCUUUCUUCUUGCGAGAACUAGCAGGGGGAGUAACAUCAGCCGGUCAGCGAAAUAUCAAGCUCAUUGCUGACUUUGUCGGAAGUAAAGGGUUUGUUGUAAAAUACGGGGAUACCGAUUCAUUAUAUCUUGUUUGCCCAGAAGAAUAUUUUCAGGAGUGUGAUAAGAAAUACAUUUCAGAAAAGAUAUCAAAGGAAAAAUACUGGGAGGAGAUGGUGAGAAUAUCUAUGAAGGUAAUGAGCGAACUCCGAAACGAUGUUAAUGACUUUCUCAGGGAAGAUAAUGGAUCAACUUAUCUUAAGAUGGCAUAUGAGGAAGUAUUAUUUCCCGUAGUAUUUACAGGUAAGAAAAAAUAUUAUGGUAUUCAACAUAUAAAAAAACCUAACUUUUACCCAGAUUUUGAAAAGCUUUUUAUUAAGGGUGUUGAUAUUGUGAAACGAGGGCAAUCUGAGUUUAUCCGCAAAGUAGGUAGAAACAUUAUGGAAGAAUCUAUGAAAAUUAAUAACAAUAGAACAAUGCAACAAAUCGUCGAAGACGUUCUUAAAAGCGCUGUAGAUAACUUAUCCCAAGUCGAUAUAAAUGAAUGUGUAAAAACUUCCGCAUGGAAGCCUGAUAGAAAUAAUAAAAGUGUUCAAUGUUUUAUCUCUCGAAUGAAAUCUAAGCACGCUCGCGAGAUAAUAGAAUCCCAACAGCUCAUAAAACAGGGAGUAUCGCCCAAUCCAUAUAUAUAUAAUAUCCCAGAACCCGGAGAACGCUUUGAAUAUAUAGUAGUGGAGGGGGUAUCAGAGAAAGUGGGAGAUCGUAUGGAAUACCCAGAUGUGGCGAAAAAACUUAACAAAAAAAUAGAUAUCAAUUAUUACCUAAAGAGUGUAGUUGGUCUCUGUGCCCGGUUUAUAAAUAAUAGUAAAUGUUUUGAACCACAACCUGAUUCCGAAUCCUUGAAAAAUAUUACAGAUUCAGAUGAACUCUGGACGGCAAAGGAUGGUAUAGCGCAAAAAUCCGCUGAACGAUGGCUCAAAAAAUAUAUCAAAGAUUUACGCGAUGCUCCGAAGAAGGAAGAAGAUAUUUUAUCUCAUCUAUGGAAAGAGGUUAAUACUUAUGCAGAAAAAAUAUGUUCCAGUAAUAACGUAAAUAGGACUGUGCAAACAAGAAUAUGCUUGAACUAUAGUUCUCAUGAUGAGUCGAAAACUCGUGACUUUACCUCUUCUUACCUCAAUGCAUUGAACGAAAUUGAAAAUUCUAUUCGUUUAAAUUUAUCAGAUCUUUUUGCGAGAAUUUCCAAGUCCAAUGAAAAAUAUAGAGAUGAUUUACACAAUUGUGAAUUGAUGCAAGAAUUUCGUAAUGAAUGGUAUAGAGAAAUUGGUCUUGUGACUGUACGACGUCGAGCAUUAUCACACUUAACUACACAGAACACUGGCAAAAACAAGUUACAUGAAGCAGAUCUCGAUGAGAUUAUUGAUUUAUAUUGCUAG